AAAAAAGUAAAAAACCAGAAAGAACCCCAACGAUUUGCUAAACUCAGAAUUUGAGGAGAGAGAGAGAGAGAGAGAGAGAGAAGAUGGAGACGUCGGGGCAGUGGUUACAGAAGGCGUUGGUGGAUCUAUGUCAAAGGAUAGAAACGGGUUUGGGUUUGGGUAUGGAUAUUGAUAUGAUAUCCGGGUUGGUCUCUUACUGUGAACUUGCUCAUCCCCAAGACGCCAAAGAGUACCUGGACAAUAUAAUUGGCCAGGAAGCGGGCAAAAGUGUUAUAGAUGAAUAUUUACAGCGGAGAGGCCACUCAGAUGUCGGUAGCAGCACCCCAAAUGUCCCAACUUCAAAAUUACAAGCCUAUGUCAAACCACGCUCUGAUGAAGCAUCUGUCAGUGGAACCAGGAAACCUAAAGCACCAAAAGUGGUUUCAGUCCCCAGUUCCCAGGCAGAACCAAAAAAACAUAUGGUGUCUAGUCAUCAGGAAAACCAGGUCUCAUCAGAGACUAAUGAGUCAAGAACCAUGCAGAAAGGGAACCAAGUUAGUUCUAAAAAGAAGAAAGCUGGGAAAGUUAUUUCACUUGCAGAGGCUGCCAAAGGGUCAAUCGUAUUCCAGCAGGGGAAACCAUGCUCAUGCCAAGCUCGUCGCCACAAACUGGUCAGCAAUUGUUUAUCUUGUGGCAAGAUAGUUUGUGAGCAAGAGGGAGAGGGCCCUUGCAGUUUUUGUGGUUCCCUUGUGCUGAAGGAAGGGAGCACAUAUGCUGGUCUAGAUGAAAGUUUGCCUCUUCAAUCAGAUGCUGAAGCAACUGCUGAAGCUUAUGCAAAGAGGCUUGUUGAAUAUGACCGGGACUCUGCAGCACGUACAACAGUUAUUGAUGACCAAAGUGACUACUAUGAAAUUGAGGGGAACAGUUGGUUGUCAAAGGAGGAAAAGGAACUUCUAAAGAAGAAGCAAGAAGAGAUUGAAGAAGCUGAACGGGCCAAACGAAAUAAAGUGGUUGUGACUUUUGACUUGGUUGGCCGCAAGGUUCUUUUGAACGAGGAUGAUGUUUCAGAAUUAGAAUCAGAGAAUAGAAUAUUACGGCCACCUGAUGAACGAGAAGUGAACCGGAUUAAACCAAACCCAACUCUUAGAGUCCAACCAGUCUUUGUGGACCCAGGCCCCAGUAAGAAGCCUGAUAAAGGUAGACAACCAAACAAGGGCCUAACCAAUGGCAUAUGCUUGGAGAUAACAGGGAGGGUGCAGCACGAUAGCAAUGAAUUGAAACAUUUUAUGAAGGACAAGCAAACUGAAACAGCUUCAAGUGGGAAAAUUUGGCAAGUGCCAUCAGUAAAUGGGGGUCUGCAUGCGAAAGAUGAUGGUGAAUGUUCUCUAGAUUAUUAUUGAGGUAUAUAUAUCCUGAUUACUUGAAGUUUUGUGCUUUCUUUCUAACAUGUUUCAAUACAAUGGCAAGAAAAUUUUUCUGAAAAGGGUUACUGGGCAUGCCAGUUUGAUACCAUGGUUCAAUGUUGUUUUUGUGGACCUGAAAAUAGAUGAAUGAAAUACAAAAGUUUUGGAAUGCCA
Quercus robur (English oak) is the source of this 1556-nucleotide messenger RNA. RefSeq lists its product as uncharacterized. Gene Ontology annotation, molecular function: zinc ion binding. The coding region runs from base 84 to 1379 and encodes 431 amino acids. The transcript is spliced from 4 exons. Lineage: Eukaryota; Viridiplantae; Streptophyta; Magnoliopsida; Fagales; Fagaceae. Gene Ontology annotation, cellular component: nucleus. The record is from RefSeq and is a predicted model, not a curated record. Gene Ontology annotation, biological process: regulation of DNA-templated transcription.